Molecule: messenger RNA, 894 nt
Organism: Recurvomyces mirabilis
Lineage: Eukaryota; Fungi; Ascomycota; Dothideomycetes; Mycosphaerellales; Teratosphaeriaceae
Exons: 2
Coding region: 1-894 (297 amino acids)
Source: RefSeq, a predicted model, not a curated record
AUGAAGACGGCCUUCCACAUCAACAGCCUUCACCCAAAACUAGAUACAACCAUGGCCUCCAACGCCUCCAAACUCAUCCCCUCGGACCCGGAAAAAGUCACCAUCACCCGCAACCUCGCGCCCACCAUCAAAAUCUUCUCCGCCCCCUUUCUCCGCGUCGGCCGCAUAAAAGUCGGUGGCCGCGGCACCAUCGUCCAGCUCGCCUCAGGGAAUCUCGCAGUCUUCAGCCCCGUCGCCCUGACAGAUGCCGUGAAAUCAGAAGUCGCAUCCUUCGGCAACGGCCAGAUCAAAUACAUCACCGCUCUGGACAAGGAACACCACAUCUUCCUUGAACCAUGGCAUAAAGCAUUCCCGGACGCUGUGGUGAUAGGGCCGGAGCCGUUGCUUGAGAGUAGGGCGAAGCAGGGGUAUUCGAAUUUCACCAAGGAUGUGUGGAGGGUCUUUCCUAUCAAUGCUGAGGGCAAGGCAGCGUUUACGAUUAGCGAGGAGUUCGAUCGGGAGUUCGAGUACGAGUACGUCUCUGCCCAUGCGAAUCAUGAACUGGUGUUCCACCACAAACCCACGCGGACGCUCAUCGAGGCCGAUCUCAUGUUCAACUUGCCGGCCACGGAACAGUUCAGCCGUACUGGUGUGAGCGCCACCUCGGGUAUCUUGACGAGGAUUGUGAAUGCGAUUAAUACCACGCACGGUUCCGCGAUAUGGCAGAAGCGGUUGUUGUGGUAUGCGCUUAGUGCCAGUGAUAGGACGGGGUUCAACCGGAGUAUGGGCAAGAUCGCCGGGUGGGAUUUCGACAGGAUUGUGCCGUGUCACGGGGAUGUAAUUGAGAAGGGUGGGAAGUGGGUGUUUGAGAAGGUGUUUUCGUGGCAUCUGGAGGCGCUGAAGAAGGGGAAGUAG